Nilaparvata lugens (brown planthopper) is the source of this 2657-nucleotide messenger RNA. RefSeq lists its product as uncharacterized. The coding region runs from base 592 to 825 and encodes 77 amino acids. Lineage: Eukaryota; Metazoa; Arthropoda; Insecta; Hemiptera; Delphacidae. The record is from RefSeq and is a predicted model, not a curated record. The transcript is spliced from 3 exons.
GCAUCUGCUCUGCUCUCUACAGUUUGUUUUUUCCUUGAUGAAUUUUGUGGAUAAAAUAAGGAUACUGGUAUAUUUUAACAAGUUUUGAAGUUGUUCUUUAUUUUGUGGAUUUGAAUCUUGGAUUCCUGUUAUUUGUUUUAGUUGCGUUAUUUUUCUGAACUGUAAAGUUUAUACCGUAAUACCUAGGCUAAGCAUACUAUAAGAACAACAUGACUGCAAAUUUGGAGCCCAUUCAAGAACUUCAAAAUAUUGCAAAAAAACGUGGUUUUCAACCACCUGUGUAUGAUGUAUUUGAGACAGAAGAUAAAUCAUUCAAGUGCAUUUUGAAAUUCUUUGCAUACACUACUGAGUCAACUUGUUCAUCUCAAGAAGAGGCAUUAAACUUGAGCUGCAGAAACAUGUUACUUUUCUGGGAGGUUAAUGAUGCAUUCAAGAUAGCAUGCGACAUGAAUGUAACAAUCAACUAUGAAGAGUAUCACAAUCUUAUUGAAGAUGAAAAAAGAAGAGAAAAAGAAGCUGAAAAUAUUUCUACUACAAAUGUAAAGGACCCGAUACCUUAUUUUUACGAACCUGCUGAAAAGACAAAUACUGAUGACCCAAAGUUUGCGAGUUCUGAUACCAGUGUCUUCGACAGUGAUCCCGCUACCGGUUUAUAAAGUGGGAGCUGUGGUGGGAAUUAAAGGCGACAAACCCAAGGAGAAAGCUAAUCUGAUCACUGCCGCCAUUGCUAAGAAGAAACUACUAGAGCAAGAAAAGAAAGACCGUGAAGCCAAGAUAAAACCAAUCUCCAAAGAGGACUUCCUUCUUUCAAAAGAUCUUCUCUAAUUGUAAAACUUGAUAAUAAUUAUUCUCAGUAAACAUGGGGAAAUACCUCAUGCAUUCCUUAAUUUUGUAAGAUAUAUCUUCAUCAUAAUAUUUUAUUAUUUCAACUACCAAAUCUACUUGAAAUAUAUUAUUUGAUGUUUUUUAAUACCUUAGAAGUGCUCGAUCAAGCAUGUGGAACAAGUACCAUAUAUUGUACUACUCAUACGCAGGAGCUUUGGAAAGUAUAUGCCCAGUAUGUAACUAAAGUUAUAUACCAGUAUAAAACUAACUACACUUCUGUAUUAUAUUAUGCUCUGUAUUAUAUUAUAAAUACUUUUAACUACCAAAUCUACUUGAAAUAUAAUUGAUUUUCUUUAAUACCGUAGAAGUGCUCGAUCGAAGCAUGUGGAACAAGUACCAUAUAUUGUACUACUCAUAUGCAGGAGCUUUGGAAAGUAUAUGCCCAGUAUAUAACUAAAUUUAUAUACUUUAUAAUUAUACUUAUAUACUUUAUAACAUAUACUUAUAUAACUAAAGUUAUAUACCAGUAUAUGAAACUAUCUACACUUCUGUAUAUGUUGCGAAUAAUAGUCUACAUUUCUAAAGCAUUAAUUAUUUGAGUUAUUUCAAAUCUGUCAGUAUAUUCUGAUUUUUAUUCACAUGACACUAUAAAAUUGGACAACUUCAAGUUCACAGUAGAGCUAUAUGAAUCUUGUAUUCACUCAAGCAGUUGAAAAUCAUGAACUGUUAUCAAAUCGAUUUGAAAUACAGUUAGAAUUUGUGUAUUUCAGAUCGUAGAACUUGAGUAUUCUAUCCAUACUUGUUAAUGCAAUAUACUGGGCAUGCUUUCCAAUUCACACUCCUGUAUGAGUACCGUAGGCCUAUUCUAGUGUUACAGUCGGUAGUGAGUGGUGAAAUCUCGCUCAGUAGUGAGAAAAAUAGAUUUGAAAUAUAUUUGGGAUUUGUGGAUUAAAUAUCGUAGAACUUGAGUAUUCUAUCCAUACUUGUUAAUGCAAUAUACUGGGCAUGCUUUCCAAUGCACACUCCUGUAUGAGUACCGUAGGUCUAUACUAGUGUUACACUCUAUGGUCUUGAAUCCACUAAUUUAAAAUAUUUCAAAUCGAGUUGAAAACAGUUCAUCAUUUUUAAUUAACUGCUUGAGUAAUAAAAGAUUCAUAUAGCUCUACAGUGAACUUGAAGUUGUCCAAUUUUAUAGUGUCAUGUGAAUAAAAAUCAGAAUAUACUGACAGAUUUGAAAUAACUCAAAUAAUUAAUGUUUUCGAAAUGUAAACCUAUUCGCAACUAAUAAAGAAGUAUAGCUUUCUUAUUAAUUUAGUAAGCCUAUUUGUCAAAUUAUUGAUGUUUUAAUGGAUCCAAAAUCUUCUGUAUCACAAAUAAAUGUGUAUAUUAUUUCUGUUUAUAAGAAAGAAAUAAUCGAAGAAGUCAAAAUGAACACUGCUCUAAAUCCCAAUAUAAUAGAUCAGCACAAGUUACCACAAUAAUUGUGGUAAUUAAACAAUUAUUGUUUCUUUUUAUUUUAUAAUCUCAAUUGAGAAUACUAUUUUUGUGUUAAAUAUUUUCUUAAAAUGUAUGUUAUUCAAUUUACUUGUGUACUUUUGUGUUGUGAUAUACUAAUAUGAAAACUUAAAAAAAAAUUGUAUCAUUUUAAUCAUUAAUGAAGCAUUGUAAAGAAUUUUACAAUUUAAGCAAUCUUUACAUUUAAGCUUUGUAAAGAAGAUAAUAUGAAAACUUGUACCAUUUUAAUCAUUAAUGAAGCAUUGUAAAGCAUUAAAAAAAUCAAACAUUCUUUACAUUGUAAAGAAGAUAUUUUUAUUAAAUUUGUUUCUACUGUA